Prorocentrum cordatum is the source of this 2139-nucleotide messenger RNA. The record is from the annotation of a GenBank genome assembly. NCBI's taxonomy places the organism in Eukaryota, Dinophyceae, Prorocentrales, Prorocentraceae.
AUGAGGAAGACGUCAUACCCCGAGAUCGGCUACUACGGCGACGUGAUGAUAGAGGACCUGGCGCGCAACAGCCUGGAUGUGCCUUUCGACGUUCCUCUUGUACAAGAUAUGGACAUGACCGACGCCAAGCCCCUGGAGGUGUUCCUGAGGGUGCUGAACCUCAAGGGGCUCCUCAGUCCUAUGGACCGGACAACCCGGCUCCAGCACGGACGGCUACUCCGGGGACGAGCAGCGCACCGCCUACCACCUCGGCGGACCCUGAUGCAGACAGUGCCCGCCAGUGACAGCGAGCACGACAGCGCGCCAAUCGCGACCAAGGUGACGUGCGAGUCGUUCGCAGCUGAACGAGCCGAUCGUGCUACCAAAGGCGAUGUGGACAUCAAGGAGGUGUUGAGAUGCAACGAUCAGUACAGCAGGGAGCGCACCGAGAAGUGCCUCAACGCGCUCAUCAAGGAGUGGAAGCGGAAGCUGACCGACCCCUGGGACGAGAUUCAGCGUGCUCAGCGAGUUGAGUUGCAGGAGGACGCCGGUUACCUGAAUGCCAACUAUGCCAAGCCCAAGGACUACAGUGCAGAUGGCGAUAUAUCGAGCUCUGUUUUCCAGCAUUUUGGCAAGCAGUUUUUCUUCAGGUACAACGUUGCCACAGGCUCGCCGCCGGUGUUGGGGGUCGUCCACUGGUGGGCGGAUCAGGGCCAGUCGCAGGCGCCGGAAGCGCUUGGCGCCAUCGUGGCCCUCCGCGCCGACAUCGCGGGCUUGCGCGCGGAGGCGAGCGCCGUGGGCGAGCGGCCAGUCCAGGCGGCAGCGGCGGCGGUCGAGGCCCCGAGGAGCGAGGUGCAGCAGCAGGAAAACGAGGUCGACGAGGCCAGCGAGGGCGGCUGGCAGAAGCCGCGGCGCCCUGCAGCCUGCCAGGUGCGCGGUGCUGCCGCAGCGAAGCCCUUUGCGUCGCCCACGCGCAUCGAGGCGCUGGCGGAGGAGGCCGACUGCGACGGCGAGGGCUCGCCCACCGCUCUCUUGGCCAGCCGGGUGAAGGGCGGAGUCGGCGAGCACGAGUGCUACAUCCUGGACCCGCUGCGGGACGGCGAGGACGUGAAGGGCGAGCUGGACGCGAUGGCGUCCGCGCCGCAGCCCGCGCGCUGCGUCCUCACGGGCGAGCCGCUGAUGGAGCUGGUCGUCGAGGGUGGCAACGGCAAGACGGGCGUCGCGCCGCUGGCAGCGGACGGCUUCGACGUCGCCGCGUGGCCCGGCGGCGAGCUGGGGGGCAUCGACGGGCAUCAGGGGGUCGGCCGCAGCGAGGGCGAGAGCAAGCUGGAGGGCAUCGGCGCGCCGAAGGACGUCGACCGCAGCGAACCCCUGCGUGACGAGGGGGUCGGCCGCUCCGAGUUCGAUUGCAAGCUGGAGGGCAUCGAUGAGCUUUGCCGGCGGCAGCGGUCCAGGCUGCGCCCCGAUCCAGGCCAACGUUUCCACGUAGCCCUGCUAAAGAACGUCGACCACAGCAAGCUGGAUGGCAGCAGCGCGCUGAAGCACGUCAAGCAGGAAGGCGUCGACGCGAUGAUGGACGUCGACCACGGCGGACCCCUGCGCGGCGAGGGGGUCGGCCACUGCGAGUGCGAGGGCAAGCCGGAGGGCAGCGAUGCGUUGCAGGAUGGCCUGCCCACCGCGGACGACGCCGCCAAGCGGGCCAGGCAGGCGCUCAGCCUGGCCUCUGCCGAGCGCCGCGAGCUGGAGGCCCAGCUCGCAGCCGCCCGCGCCGACCUCGCCAUCGAGGAGAUCGGGGUGCGCGCGGCGGCGGUGGAACUGGCGGCGGCGGGCGGGGGAUCCUCGCCGGGAGCGGCGCUGGCCAGCAUGGCCGCCAUGAAGGAGGAGCCGCCCGACUGGGACGAGGAGGGCGCGCCGUCGCAGGCCGCGCCGGCGUCGCAGGUGCCCUGCAGCGGGGUCGCCGGCCAGGAGGCGGGCGAGGAAGAGGAACGGCGGGGGCUCCAGGACGCGUCGGCCGGCGAGCCCGACGACAAAACCGUCCUGUCCCAGUUCAGGGGGCUCACCAGCGAGCAGGCCGAGGCGAUCCUCGACGCGGUGAAGUCCAAAGCCGAGGCGGUGUGCGGAUCAUACAGUCGACCCCUGACGACCUGUCUAUGUUUGUAG